Messenger RNA from Osmia lignaria (orchard mason bee), 6420 nucleotides. NCBI's taxonomy places the organism in Eukaryota, Metazoa, Arthropoda, Insecta, Hymenoptera, Megachilidae. The record is from RefSeq and is a predicted model, not a curated record.
AAGUAUUUUUGUCCGUAAUCUUAACGCUCGAUAGUGUUUGCGUAAAAGAAAUAUAAAUGACUCGGGUAGAAAUUUGAAGAAGAACCUAUCGUUCUCGUAAUUGCAAUGAUUGCGAUACUUUCAAGCCGGGCCAUUAGCUCGCGAACGCGACCUCGUUAAAGAACUGGUCACCAAACUCGCAGUUGCAGUUGCAGUUGCAUUCGGUGAUAGGCGAGCGUUACGUAUACUACCUCGGCACGUGUACAGCAUGUUUCGGUAACGCGCGAGUGUCGCUUCGAACGAGGCUAAAUAUAAGUCGGAAACGAAAAAGAAUAACCUCCCGCCUAGAAACGCGUUACUCGCCUCAACUAUCCGCUCUUCGUCACAUUCGUUUCGGAGCAUUACGCUGCAACACGCGUUGCGUUUCCGACCGCGUUUAGUGCCAUCACCAUCGCGCUUCUCUUUUGAUCCAUCAUUAUUCCAGUGUCUUCCCCAUCUGUCUCUAAUAUCUAUCAAAAACUAUUUUUCCAUGAAUAUACAUAGCGAAAUAGUCGACACAUUGGUGUACCGCGAAAAUGACAAGCAGACGUCGAAUAGAAUAUCCAAAUGGAAAUUAACAAUUUCGCGAGUGAUGUAUAAUUGAAAUUAACGACUCGUGUCAUCGAAGCACGUGUAGAUUUUGGCAACGUUGUGGAACAGUGUGUAAAAUUUAGAAGAUGAGAAUUCGGGCCUCUCUCUGCGGUCCGGCGUCCGAGGGUUAAAAUAACGCAGUGCUCCGUGAUUGUUUAUUUCAGUAAACUACACGGUUUACUUUGGAGCUUCGAAUAGAAACUCGCGAAGAAUUCCUUUACUAUGGUAUAACGAUAUUUUAAGUACCUUUUAUGUCACGUUUCGUAAUCUACCGUACGACAAUCCAAUAUUUCUAUGCGGUAUCGGGCCUGGUUCGAAGGAAGCGCCGAUUCAACAGGUACCCGAGUUAGGUGAAAUAACAACGUCGUUUGCUCGUUUAUGCAAGCCACUACGUGACUCAACGUACUCGUGUUUUUUUAUGAAUCAUAUCGUUUGACGAUCGUUCGACAUACAAAGCUAUCGAUUGCAAUUCCGUUCAACUCGAUAUGCAGAUCGGCCUGAUAGUCGAUCGUAGAAUUGAAUAAGUACCUGGAAUCUUUUCUAGAUAACAUUUUUUAGGUAAUUCUUAUUAAAUAAUGAAUCAAAUUAAAUUCACGACACGGAUGAUCUCCUCUUCUUCCCACUUAAAACCGGUGCAUCAAGAAUCGUAAUUAGCAUAUUUUAUUCGAAACUGCGAACGUUUCCGGGUAUCGUAAGAAAGAUUUACGACGCGAGGGCGUUAACGUUGAACUGAAAUUUUCUCGCGGUACCGUCGUCUCUCGUUUUUCUGGCGGUACGCUACGGUGCACCGUUUGUUCUCUUGUGCAAUACGCGUGUACGCAACAUAAUACGGAUAUAAUUGUUUGACGUUGUUGUAUAAUACGCGGUAUUCAACGUGGAUCCAGUCACGAGUGGAACGUCGCCGCGCAAACAGCCUCGAAUUACGACGCGAUCACGCGCUCCUACCGUUCUUUUCCUCUCCGGUUAAUAAACGCUUGAAAUCGCGCCGUUUCGAUCCGCUAAAUCAAAUUAUUCUUCGUCGAACGGUUGUACGGCGCGAUAGAAUCGGAAGGAAUUAAAAUAAAAGUAUUAAGUUUGAAAUUCUCGAGAUUUUACUUCACCGUAAACCUUGAACGACCGAGUAAUCUGUGCACCGGUGACGAUAUUGAUUCGAUCGAUCUGCCGAUCGACUGAUAAUUAAUUAGAGGACGUCGCGUCUAUAUUUAGCUGUUUACCUUCGCUGUGCACGCGAAUUCGUAAAAUUCUUGUCGUUCAACCUGUGAAAGCCAAUAGAAAAAGAAAAAUGUGCUUCACCGUGAUCGGGACCGUGUGAAAAACAAACGCGGCUGGUGAUCGGUCGAGGUGCAAAGUGCGCGGUAAAGCGACGAGGAGAGGCUGGAAAAAACGAUAAUUUGCGAAAUUGGAACGCAAAAGCUGAACGAUAACCGGCGGUGAAUGGUUUACGUAACGCGUACUGGAGCAAGGUGCGACCGAGACGUUCACGAUCCACGCUCGUACCUUUUAGCCGGUUUUUUACGAAUCGGCCGAUGUUUCGAAUAGCUGGAAAUUUACGGUGAAAAGCUGGGGUCGAACGUGGCACGGUUGCCCGAGCCGGGAAUCUCUGUUUUUGUCGAACGCGUCGCGAGUGUAUCCCGUUCGCUGGGAACCUGCCAGCGAAUCUGAACCCGAUCUUAACGAUCUGCCGUUUGAAAAUUGUACAUCAAAGUCGAAAGAAAAUCGUCGUGGUUGAACGUUUCGCGAGAGGGGACCUCGUUCGAUGAACCUGCACAGUGACCGCGUGCAAACUCUUACAAGUUUGCCGUUUCCACGUUUGGUUUCGCGUUCGUUACACGACGUUUUAAACACGGUUACAGUUUCGCGGAGAUAAUGGUAAUUAGUGUUUGCAUUGGGUUGUUUGGAAAGUUUACAGCUUUUAAGUACCGAGCUGAUAACGUCGAGGUGAAACAAUUAUGUAAUCGAAUGAGGUGUUAUAGAAUUUCAAGACUAUAAUCGUUACUUUUCUAUACUAAUUAAGAUUUCUAUUCAAUGAAUUAUCAGUUCCGAGCUACGAAAGUCAGGUUUCUGUGAAUAUUAAUAGGCUAUUUAGCCUAUCGCGCGAUGCAAAUUACCGGUACGCGACGAAUAACAGUGGUGCUCCAAUUAAGACAACCUCCCCUUCCUAUCGUUUCGAAGCCUCCACCGUGCUUCUCCCACCGCGAGUGGAACAGUCGGACGUUAACUCGUUUCCACCGUAUCCCGGACACGCGUUUCGAGUGAAAAGCCUCGCGAUUCGGUGGCGAGAGAAAAAUGGAAGAGGCGAGACACGCGUGGGCGUCGCUAAAGUCGAUCAGAAAAUUAUCGUCGUUGAGCAACGGUAAUAACGAGGGUAACGGUAGCUCUACAACUAUCUGGUACGACGUCCCGGUGCCCGUCAUCAUCCACUGCCACGAGUUUCCCGAGGCUCGCGACACAUCGAACGCUUCGAACGAGCAAGAAGCGCGAGAAGAAGAAGCGUGUCAAACGGAGGAACAGGUGGUGAGCGAGGAAAUAUUCGAAACGGGCGACGUCCGCGAGACGACGAUGGAACGCAUGGACAGCGGUGAGAAACGGCACAGGAACACGGUGGAGUUGACCGCGGUCUCCUCGGUGAAAACCGACGAGGACGGGGUGCCGGAGAUCAGGUUCAGUUUCCUCCGAGCGAACGGCUCAUCCGUGGUGCUCGAUCGGUCCUCCGUCAGCGAGGCCGAGGAAACUGUUACGGGUAUCGGUAAGGCCACGGUCACGGUCACGGCCACGGCCACCGACACGCUCGACAACAGUCAAGACGCGUCCACGCAAAAUCGGCUGUACGACUUUCCUAAGAGUUUACACGUGGCCGACGAAAUCGAAACCGAGAAAGUCGUAGAAAGUCGGCGCGAGGCAGAAGCGCACCGCGAACAGAUUCGCGGGACGAUCGAGGAAUCGCGCGUGUCCGAUACGAACGUGAAGGAGCGGAGUCUAGUCGAUUCGGAGGACACUUUGGUCGACGAGAAAUGCGUUACCAGUAAAAUGAAUUCGACCGAUGGAAAGGAUAGAUACGACCGAGCUAAACGAUUGGUGAGGUCGUUGAAGUACGGACGAAAACGGUACGGGGAGUCGGAUAGCUACGACGCGGGAAUCGCCUCCAUGUCGGGAUCUUAUUCCGAUCCUGAAUGCUCCAACGACACCCUCUCGAGUAACUCACCGAGAUGGAAGAACGGACGUCAGAAGUUGCAGAAACACCGAUUUGGGAAAGCAUGGGAUAAAAUGAGAAAUUGGUUACGGGACGAGACGACGAGGAUCAACGAGGUGGUGAACAAGCACGCCAGGUUGCAGGCUGUCGGUGCUUUAACCGGAGAAGCUCGUGUUCCCUCGAAGAACAGCAGCGCGUCUUACGAUCUGACCAAAGCCAGUACUCAAGAACUCGGAUCGAUCACUAAGGUGGAGGAGUUCGGUUUGGCAUCGGUCUCGGAAGAGAACGCGAUACGUUUGUCGGAAGAUAGUGAUAUUACUUUAAUAAAGACGAGCAAGAGUUCGAAUAAUUUAAGACAAGCUGUUGGUAGUUCGAACGACGUCUUCCAAGAGGAGGGGAAAGAGAAAAUUGUUCCGAUUUCCUCUUACAGUAUGGACAAACUGUGCUCCGAUACGGAACACGAAGAGCACGCGAUCGUAGAGAUCGAGAACAACAGGGAUCAUGCUCGGAAAGCAGGUCUGAUUAAGAGGAGAAUGCUGGGGUCAAUCAGAGGGUUAAUGGCCUCUACUCAUCUACUGCACGUUCACGAGCCCGAAGAGGGUGGACAAGGCGGUUUCGAGGAUGUUCGACGGUACGUGAAACAAGGCGGGGAUUUCUGCAAGGAAUUGGCGUCGAUACUUCACGAAAGAGCGGAACUGGAAGCUAAUUAUGCCAAAGGGCUCAGCAAACUGAGCAUUAAAUUAACGAAGGCGUGCGCGAAGGAUCAAGGUGGUAACAGCGCCGGAGGUGUGAACGAGGCAUGGAGAUGCGUCGGCGAGGAGAUGGAAGCUGCUGCGGAAGCCCACAGGAUCUGGGGAUUAACGCUCGGCGAGCAACUUGCCAAACCCCUGCGAGUGGGCGUAGCAGAGGCUCAAGGACGCUCGAGGAAAUCCAUCGAGAAUUCCGUUGACAAGGCGGGGAAAAGUCUUCACGAGUGGCGAAAUGUCGCGACGAAAAGUAAGAAACAAAGUUUCUCUAGCGCGAGAGAAAACGAGAGGUUGCAGGAUCUGGCUCGGUUACAAUCGAUCAGCCAGAGCCAGCAGAGCAACAACAAAUCCUCGAACCAUCAUAUGACGGAGAAGGAGGCGAGCAAACUCGAGGCGAGGAGGAGAAAGGCCGAGGACUCGUCUCGUAGGGCGGAUACCGAGUUUUACACGGUGAGCGUGAGAGCCGAGAGAGCCAGGCUCGAAUACGAAAGUACCAUGAGGAAGGGGGCUAAACAAAUGGAACUCCUCGAGGAAGAACGACUGAGCGCUCUAAAAGAUUUAGCCAACGUUUAUCUGGCUCACCUGCAAGCUCUGGCUCCCCGUCUGCAACAGAGUGCAGACCGUUUGGCAGCUCCAGUACGCAACUGCAACGUGUCUCAAGACAUUGAGAUCCUGAAGAAUCUUAUUCGCAGAGUAGAGAGCAACGACGGAUGCAAUUCCGAUCAAUUGCUCCCUGAUUUCUACGCCGAGCACGUUACCCUAGCGAUGAACAGAGAGCGUCGAAAGCAGGCGUUAGUAAGAGUUCUUCAUCUAAUCAGGCAGGACUUGGAUCGCGAAAGACGCGGCAGAGAGGGCCUGGAAACUCUCCACAGAGCUUUCGUCGCGACACCGGCAUUCGCGGCUGACGAAAGCACGCAGAAUGUCACGGAGAAACUACAUCAUAUGCGAUCCAUGUUGUUGUAUCUAGAAGCGGCGAGGUACAAAGUUGGAGGCACCUUGGCGGAAGUGGAAGGUAGUAAACGCGGUAAACAUCCGUUAGCCGAGCACAUUUUGGUUUCCAGGGAUAAACAGGGUCUGCAACAAAGUGUCCUUAAAAUUCCUUCGUGGGCAAAGAACGAAUCGUUCGAGAUUCAAGACGACGAGGACGAGAUAGAUGUUCAUUUGUCGAAAACAGAUCACGACACCGACAGUCGUCACUGGGCCGAUCGAACGGCCGGGGACGGAAACUCCGAGAACCCACCCGAUGAAGAUGACUUCAGCGACUUCGACGAGUUCAGCAGUCAUUCCGAGGACAAUAACAAUCAAGACGUGGACGCUGCCGAAACGACGAGCAAAUCUGAUGGAACGGAACAGUGUAGGGCGAUCUAUCAAUACUCGGCGAACUUGAACGACGAGCUUAGCUUGAACCCCGGAGACUUGAUAACGGUGCAUCAGAAGCAACCGGAUGGUUGGUGGAUAGGCGAGUGUAGAGGAAGAACUGGAAUAUUUCCCGCCACCUACGUUCAAGUUAUUCACUGAUCCAUCGAAGAACAUUGUUUCUUUCUGGGAUCAAUUGCUUAAACAUCUUGUGAAAAAUAAAGAUGUUUAAUAAGCAGAAACUUACACUUCGGGUUUAAAAGAAGAAGAACUGAGAAUGAUAAUUAAACGGAUCAAAAAAGGUACCAAAGCACACUUCAAUCUCGAGUGUGACGAUUAUAAACGUUAACAUCGAUCGUUUGAAUUAAAACAUUCGAUGUUGAACUGUAUCGUUCGUAUCUCGACGUGGUUCUUAAGUUCGCGUGCCAAUAAUAGUAGAUAUGCAAAAACCAAACUUAAGGCCAAGUUGUUAAUAUAUUUGAUGAAGUGAUAAAUCGUAAUCUGAAAAAAAGAAAAAUA